Molecule: messenger RNA, 651 nt
Organism: Aureococcus anophagefferens
Lineage: Eukaryota; Pelagophyceae; Pelagomonadales; Pelagomonadaceae
Exons: 1
Coding region: 1-651 (216 amino acids)
Source: RefSeq, a predicted model, not a curated record
AUGGCGAAUUUAUUUGAUGUCAACUUGGUGUGUCUCGAUGGAGGAGAUCACUUCAUGGACGGAAAUGGGGAUAGACUAACGAGGGACGCUGAAGGCGUGCAGGAGCUUACUACUGCUGACUUCAUCCGAACGCCAGUGUCUGCGAACGAUCAAAUAGAUAUUGCUGAGAUGGGUGGCGUGAUAGAUUUUGAUUUGGAUGACGACAAUAAUAGCGACGAGAACAAUAGCGAGGAGGAUGAAGCGCGGGGUGGCAUUUCUGACAAUGACGACAGUGAUGACACUGCGCCUGCUGUCGAAGAAACACCAAAACAUGACUUCGCAUAUCGCAGUCAGAUCAUGGAACCCCUUGCGAAGCCCACGGGGUAUAAUACUUCUAUAGGGUAUAAUACUUCUAUAGGGCCUGUAUGUACAGACGUCAACUCAAAUACCCUCUCAAGCUCCCCAUUGAUUAGAUCUAUACCUGGGAUUCCGCAGCACCUUCCUGCCACACCGAAAAGAGCGUGGCACGUUGAGAUGCUUGAAAGCAUCAUAGGCCCACCACGGUACCGGUAUCCGACUACUACUGUACCACCUGCCAGCGGAAGCGCCAUGACCUACGAAGAAGCACUAAGCCGAAGGCCUACAAGAAGGCAUACGCGGCGUCCAUCAUAA